Messenger RNA from Cataglyphis hispanica, 5238 nucleotides. Its product is annotated as mucin-17-like. The record is from RefSeq and is a predicted model, not a curated record. Lineage: Eukaryota; Metazoa; Arthropoda; Insecta; Hymenoptera; Formicidae.
AAGUGCGGUGGCUGUGGCAGACACCGAACCGAAGGAAUCGGUCAGUCAGUCAGUCAGUCGCAGUCGGCGAGUCGCUCUCGGCUGUGCCGCGCGAUCGCGUUGGCAUUUUGUCAUUCUUCCUAUUUUCUUUUUUUUUCUUAUUCUGUGCGGUGUUUUAAUUAGUGACUUUGAAGAGGACACCGGUUUUGUUGCUCAUCGACAGACGGAAUUAUCGUGCGAAAUGCGCCCCGUCGAAUGCGAUCUCUGAGAUCCUCUUUCAAAAGGGUGAUGAUGUAACGGGACUUUCGCUGUCGCUGUGGGUGAGGCAACAAUGUCCACACAAUGCAAUCGCUUCGUGCAAAACGCCUGGAAGAAGGAACUGUGUUCGAACUGUUUCAAGCCGAAGGAGGAACACGCGGCGACCGACGAUAUUCUGCGAUUAAACGUUGAAAAGGCUUCUACAAAUCUAAAAAUUGAUCAUUUUCAACUACAGAGCAUCCUUCGCAAUAAAACGAAUUGCCGGAAGGAUCAACGCAAGAAGAACGUUGGCUUUCCGGAGUCUCUCACGGAGGUAAUCGGUUAUGGUGGUGAUGACUUCUCGGAUGGCGAGGAGGAGAGAGAGGCGGAAAUCGACUCAUCCACAAAAGCGGCGGAUCUGGUACCGGAUAGCGAGGAGGAACGCGCGUUAUUAUACCUAACUCGUGCGAACACAAACUUCAAUAUGAAUAGCGCGAACUUGACAAUAGACACCGUGGAUAACGAUACGACCAAAUCGUCGACGACGACGACGACGACGACAACGACGACGCCCGCCAAGUCUUUUACUUCUCUGAUGCUCGGAAAAAUACAAAGAGACGCCGAAGGUAAAAAAACAACUCUCCUGGUAUCCGUGACACCCUUUGGCGGAGAUGAAUCUAUACCCACUGCCAAAAGGCCUAUCGAUCGAAAGAUCAACUUGCAGACCAGUCCGCUCAGAUGCAAAUCUGACGGAGGAACAUCAGAUAACACUGCCGAAACCGCGAAGAAACUCAAUGGUGUGGAGCGGAAAAAGAUCGACGAACAGGAACAAAAGUCUUCUCCGGAACUAGGAAAGAUUAUAGAUAUGCCGUUAAUCACUUCUGCCAAUAUGAUCUCGGUUAUGCGGAAGGAAACAGAUGUCACCAAUGCGGUGAAAACAUCGGCGGAAAAGCACUCGUCUCUUUGUAAGAUUGACAAGAGAAACGGUGUAAAUGUUUCCCUUGACAGUAACGUUUCAGCGAUAAAAAAGAUUGAGGUCCAGAUGUCAAAGACAUCCUUGCCCAGCAGCAUAAAAGAGAGCGAAAACGCAAAGGAAACGGCUGAGAUGAGAAGCGAGUAUCCGAGACGAGACGAAGAGAAGAAAAAAGAUGAAGGGAUCGAGCUUGCUUUGACGUCUUUGAAAAACGUGGAAGCGCCGGAGAGCGAUCGUUCAAUGAGCAGCGUUAAUGACAAGACGAUUGCCAACAACAAGGCUUCGUUGCCGCUAAUGCGCGAAAUUGACGGGGAAGUCGCCAAGGAAGAGCAUUUCAGUUUCGAACAUAGCCGAGAACUUGCUGGAGAACCGGACGGCAGAGCGGACGAGGAAGAAACGGAACCGCCGGCAUUGCCGACAAGUCCGCCGCCAAGUGUGAUUUCUACGGAACCGAGGACUUCCUUCUUACACGGCAAUAACAUUAAUAAUAACGACUCGAAAAUGAAGCCUAUCGUACCGCAAAAGCCCAUAACCUUUUCUACGAAGACAAAUCUACAUGACGGUUCGCUUAGCAUGGUGAAGAAAAUUCCUAAUGAUUACAUACCGCCACCGCUGUCGGUGCAAAAUGCCACUUGUAGAUCCGUUCGAAAUUUAGGUAUGCAGGACAUGAGUUCUCGACAUUCAGUGAAAAAGGACAUUUCAAACGAGACUUCGUCGGAGAUUGAUCAGAUUUCCUCGACUACAACUCAAAAUUCGGAAGAAUCCGUUUCUUUAUCGUUAUCUACUUCCUUAAUUACACCACCGGAUGCGAGUAAUCAUUCGAAUAAUGGUGAGAUAGAGAACGAGAAUGUCACGCCUGACGAGGAGUUCCCCGAGAUUACUCCUGUUUCCGUUUCCACAAUGGAGCUUGUACGUUCGCCGAACAAGAGACGGAUGGCUCCUCGACCGCCAGAGACCACGGAGGAUGCGCUACCAGUUUCUUCUUUGUUUGCCAGGAAUCCGGGUGCGAAUCUCAAGUCCGAUUCCCCAGUCGUUCGCGAGAAGGAGAAAAGAGAGCGAUCAUCCUCAUGCAGCCCCAAGUUCCGCAAGGCGGUCUGCGAACUGCCAGAUCCGAUGAACGGAACAGCGGACGCCAAGCAAUCGAUCGAGUCCGUACCUAGAAGAACAAUAUCCUUGUCGCAGAAUAGUCUGACGAGCGAGAAGGAAGUACGAGAAGAGAAGAAGGGUAGGAACCGAAGGGGCUUCUCUUUGAAGCGAUUCCUGAGAAUGGGCUCGAGAAAGGAUAUGGACGUUGUGGUUGGUCAAAGCGGGAAGAGCGAUGAGAUACCGUCGACACCACAACCGAAACCGCGAUUAGAGAUAAUCCAUCCGUUGGAGUUGGACGGCGCAGCGGUCGAAGUUGUGGUAGGGAAUGACAGGGUCGCCGUCACCAGAAUCGUCGGCGAGGACCAGACGGAUUCCUUCGGCGUUAAAAGCGACGGCUCGAAAAUAGCGACGCGGUUUCCUCCAUCAUCCGCGGCGAGACCCGGAAAACCACCGCCGCCGCCGAGAAAUCAGUCCUUGGAGGAUUGGUCGAGGUUGGACUCGGCGAACAAGCCGGUCAGAUCAUCGCCACCUCGCACGGAGACAAAAUCGAGCGUCGCUUCUCCGAGCAGAGACGACAAGAUGUCCUCGAAAGCUACCUGGAGACCAACAACCGCGACGACUUCGGACUCGAUUUACGCGAAUCUGGCAGCGGAGGAUGUUACAGGUGAGGUGCGCAGCGCCCUGGCACCUUCGAAACCGCAGCGUACCGCUAGUAUGAGAGACCGUACCGUGUCCCAGCCUAUCCCUAGGAGGACGCAUAGUGAUAAUGUUACAUCGGCCACUACGAGCGUGGUAACUCAACAUCAUCAGGAUUACGAUAUCGGCCUCGCGACCGUCAGAUCCACUUCCAACUCGCCGACGUCCAACGACAGCCAUGUGUAUGAGUGUCUCUCGAGUUCACCCGAGUGCGAUUCCAAUCUCGAGCUGCGUCAUGGUCAUAGAUACGGUGACGGAUUUCGCGGUGCCUGCAAGAGGAAGUCUGACAGUAGCGCGAUGAGUGGAGAGCCCAAAGUUCAUCAUCAUCAAUCAUUCGUGAGAUCGACUUCGUUACCAUAUUGCGGCAGCGAGACCGAAAGCGAGCUUUACGCCCCGUAUACCUUUUAUACUGGCGACGAGGGUGCGGAAGAGGAUCAGGAUUGGAAGGAUGACGAGCCGCGGAUGGGUCGCUUAAGGCAACGCAGAGGACGUACCAUCGUUCAUCGGAGCCUCGAAGAUAAUUACGGCGCAGUGGUCGUAGCGAAUCAUGAAGCACUUGCUCAAUUUCUCGAACAGGAAAAUCAAGCUGUACAGUUUCCGGCAGGUCUGCGUGCUCUCAAAAAUGCGAACCCACAGCUGAAGCAUUUCAACAUCGACAUUGCGUCGUCGAUUUUCAUUGACAGAAGGAUGUUUUGUUCGGCGACGUGGAACGAUCAAAACGUCACUCUCUGCAUGACAUUCGAUCUAGCUAUGCCUAUACCGCAAAAAGAUUUUUACCUGAGGCCUAUAAUAGAAUUCGUAGAUAGAGCUCCGAAGGAGAUGAUCGAUAAGAUUCGACCAUCCGCUAACAAAGAUAUCAAAGUGACAGUCUCGAUCCUCCCAUGCCUGCACGUGACUACCAUACAAUCGUUCGGCGUGAUAUCGAGGGACAUAAGCAACGAGAAUGCAAAGCGAGAGGCAUUGUUUGUGCUUCUUCAAUUGGUUAAUGCACUGAAGAGUCUCCAGGCCCGCGGGAUUGAGGACGCCAAUGGAUCCCUGAAUGACAUUAUACUCUGCAGAGAGAACGUUUACUAUCGUCUGUACCUUUUGCAAGGGAAACUAAAUAUAGACCCGAGCGAUGAACCUAGAGAAAAACGAGUCUCUCUGUGCGAAUGCGCUCUAAUAGCACUACGGCAAUUGCAUCUGACGAGCGAGUUGCCCCUUGUACAAGAUCUACUAAUACACGAGAAAGCGGUCACUCUUUCUCAGGUAAAAUCUGUGCUGGAAUUUUCCUUAUGGGGUCCGGCCGACGUGCCCCUCGGUGGUCCACGGGAAAGAGAAGUGGCGCUUCAACGGUGGCUCGAUCUCGAGAGAGCAAACGUGCUUCAUGCCCUUGUCAAGACGAAGGCAGCUUUGACCAUUAUAGACGAGUAUCAGUUAUUAUUCUUAGUUAGAACCACUGCCAAAAUUAUGAGUGAAGCUUCGAUGCUUUUAGACGAACAGCAGAAUCGCUUGGUGCAAAGAUGCUGAAGAAUAUAUCCUUUAUCGUAUAUGUAUAUCGCGAAGUGCAUUAAAUAUUUGGUGCGAGAAAAUGAAUAUUUAAAUGCAAAAAUAACGCGAACGUUACAAUAAUAUAAUAAUUCUUUUGUCAUAUAAUUACAGUUUAUAUUUUUUAUUAUCGUGACAUCUCUCUUUUAUAUUAGAUGUUAUGUAUUUUGAGAUAAUAAAGAUAUAUGUAAUUCGCUCGUAAUUGUAAUAUAAUAUUAAUUUGUAUUCGUGGGAGGAUGUGUAAGAUAUAUAAUUAUUAUUGAUAUAUCUAUAAUUAAUUGCUGAAUAACUCGAAAUGUUAUGAAUAUUUUUAAUUACAUAACGUAAUGCAUAAUGUCUAAUAUAAUAAUAUAAACGUAGUAUUAUUUAUAGGAAAGUGCCAAUGCUCAAUCGAAAUGUGAUUUUAUGUACACAAUGCUCGGCUAUGGGCGCCGUUUUAACAAUUCAUCUCGAGUGUAAUUUAGAAAUAAACUACUUUAAAAAUAAAUAGUUUCACAUAAUUACAAUUGAUAAUUAUUUAUAAUUAUUUAAUACAUACUAUCUUUGAUAAUUGUAAUUGUUGAUAAAUACAAUAGUAUUCUGUGUAAUAUCGUAUUAACAAAAAUGUCCAAAAGAAAUUAAAAUGUUUGAUUUUUGUCCCCUUGUCUCUGACAAUUUAAGAUGCUUGAUUUUUGUUUCUUCUCUAUAUUUGUACUGGUAUUGCUCUUGUAUUUAUUAUAAAAUCAAGAGAAAUUUUUAAA